UACUGAGAGCAAGGGUGUGCCUCAAGCAGAACAGGGUCUGGGGUUGGGGCGGGGUCUGUUGAUUCAGCAGCAGCCCACCUAAGCCCCCAGUCCCCAGCAAUAAGGAAUGGCUCAGCAGGAGCUCUAUGGGAACUGGCUGUGCCCUCCACCGUCGCCAGGGAAGAGACUGGUGAGACAAACAGGGAUCUACUUAUUAGCGGGGGGACCAGCACAUGGAAGUCACUUCAGAUCUGACUCACCUGAUAGUUUUUCCAACGAGGAGGAUUAUGACGAUGUGUCCCUGACCGAGGUGGGAGAUCAGAUGCAAAAGAGGCUACCAGCUUAUAAAGACAAUACAGAUGUAGCAAGCCACAGAAGCAAGGAAGGCACAGGGGUUUACGUGCUAGCCGGGAAGCCAGCAUCUUCAAGUCUCCCAAGGACAGCUAACCCCGUUCCUGACUCCAAUCAAGGAAUAGGCUACAGACCAAAGUCCAUUGUGACACUGUAUGUCCUGAUGGGGAUUUGUUUUGCAAUGUGGGCAGUUCUCCUCUCACUGGCAGUGGUGAAAUGUUCAAGCAACAGGGGCUCAAGCUCUACCCAUGCUAGCAACACUACUUUACCACUGAAUGUUAAAUGGGCUGGUGCUAUUCUUGAACAUGGAGGAUGGAGGUGGGGGAGUGCCUCCAGGAACUCCAGACAAAUCCCUGCUCCAGUGAUUCACCUAUCAGGUCCUCUCCAAGAGAAAAACUUGGAGAUGUCAGAGGAGUUAAAAGUUUUAAACUAUAACCACUCGGAGAGGCUAAUGAACGUGGUGCAGGACCUGGCUGAUGCACGAAUAGAGCGAAAGAGAAUCCUGAGCGACAUGAACAAGAGCUAUAAGGAAUUGUCGGAUUUGACAGCAUCCAUCUGCAAUGCUCUCCCAGAGCCUAUAAAAUGUGCAGCCGGCUGGGAGAAGUUUGAGAAAGGAUGCUAUUACUUUUCAAAUACGACUAAAGACUGGAUGGGUGCAAAGCAGUUCUGUGCUGAUCGAAACUCUUACCUGGUUAUCGUUAACAAUGACAACGAACAGGCUUUUUUGAAAGACAGUAAUAAACAGGGAAGGACAUGCUGGCUGGGACUCAGCGAUGCAGUGGAGGAAGGGAAGUGGCAGUGGGUAGACAAUAGCCCAUAUUCUGUCAGCUUUUGGAAUCCGGGAGAACCAGGCAAUCAGGGUGAGGAGGAAGACUGUGUCAGCAUGAAGUCUACUGGGACGUGGGGCGAUUCCAAGUGCUCCCAGCUCAAUUACUGGAUCUGUGAAAGUACAUGGAUCUGCUGACCCACUUUUCAAACAUGCUCUUGUUAUGGGAUUGAGCACAAGUCCUACUGCUCCUCCUGCACCUGCUCAGUGGCUGACAAGAACUCACUCCAGCUCCCCAAUAGCUGAACUGAAGAUGACGUUUCUCCUGAUGGUUAAUAGUGCUCUCCUGCAUGCUAGGUAGGGCUGUAGGUUCAGGGGUCCAAGUGGUCCCAAAAAAGUGGCAGUAUUAUACCUCAGGGCUUGGCUACACUUGCAGAUGUGCAGCGCUGGGAGUUACAGCUGUGUUCGUACAGCUGUGUAGGGAAA
Molecule: messenger RNA, 1582 nt
Organism: Mauremys reevesii (Reeves's turtle)
Lineage: Eukaryota; Metazoa; Chordata; Testudines; Geoemydidae
Product: CD209 antigen-like protein D
Exons: 11
Coding region: 107-1294 (395 amino acids)
Source: RefSeq, a predicted model, not a curated record